This is a messenger RNA of Trichomonas vaginalis G3, 276 nucleotides long. RefSeq lists its product as uncharacterized. Bases 1 to 276 code for a protein of 91 amino acids. The transcript has a single exon. NCBI's taxonomy places the organism in Eukaryota, Parabasalia, Trichomonadida, Trichomonadidae. The record is from RefSeq and is a predicted model, not a curated record.
AUGAGCACCGAAACUCUUAAUAUCGAUGAGCUGAUUGGCGAGGCAACAAAUCUGAUCAAGGAUAUCAAUCAAACGUUAAACAAAGCAUACAAAAAAACUGCAAAGGCCAUUUACGAUGCCAAAGGUUUUGAGCUAUUUUUGAUAGAUACGGGAGCCUCUUCCCCUGAUGAUAUAGAGACUCUUAAAUACGAAUGGUUUAAUAAAUAUUCAAAAGAAGAGAAAAAAGAAUAUAUUGAUAAAGUAAAGGAGAUACCACUUGCUCAAUUACUAUCAUAA